Molecule: messenger RNA, 696 nt
Organism: Peronospora belbahrii
Lineage: Eukaryota; Oomycota; Peronosporomycetes; Peronosporales; Peronosporaceae
Source: the annotation of a GenBank genome assembly
AUGUGUUUGUCAUCGUCACUGCUCCCAACGGUCACGUUUGUGUCAGUAUUUUUCAUCAACACGCUGGCUGUGCUCUAUGGAACGACGUAUGCCAUUCCGUUUGUGACGAUCGUACAGGUGAUAUUGGUGUGGUUCUUCAUAUCGUGCCCGCUUGCCGUUCUGGGUACGAUAUUGGGUCGACGUGGUACUGCAAAGGCAGGUUUCCCGUGCCGUGUAAACAAGUUCCACCGCGAAGUACCGGAGGCGCGUUGGUAUCUACGCCCGCCGGUGCUAAUCGCUCUCACGGGUGUGCUGCCGUUUGGGUCGAUCUUCAUUGAGAUGUACUUUAUCUUUACAUCGUUCUGGAACUACAAGUUUUACUACGUGUAUGGAUUCAUGCUGCUUGUGUUCAUCAUUCUGAUGAUUGUGACGCUUUGCGUAACGAUCGUGUGCACGUAUUUUUUGCUAAAUGCUGAAAACUACCGUUGGCAUUGGACGUCUUUUGCGGCUGCGGGGAGCACUGCAAUCUACGUCUUCAUCUACGCCAUCUAUUUCUAUUUCUUCAAGACCAACAUGUCAGGAUUCUUGCAGACAUGUUUCUACUUCAGCUACAUGGGACUGUUUUGUUUUACGUUUUUCAUCAUGUGCGGUACUAUUGGAUAUUUUGGCAGCAGUGUGUUUACUAAGCGCAUUUAUCGCAACAUCAAAUGUGAAUGA